Molecule: messenger RNA, 1164 nt
Organism: Mycena indigotica
Lineage: Eukaryota; Fungi; Basidiomycota; Agaricomycetes; Agaricales; Mycenaceae
Exons: 1
Coding region: 1-1164 (387 amino acids)
Biological process (GO): mRNA splicing, via spliceosome
Cellular component (GO): nucleus
Source: RefSeq, a predicted model, not a curated record
AUGGACCAAGAGUCCUUCCGACGCCUUCUAGCCACCCAAUCUGCUACCGGUGCAACCAAGCAUGCCAACCAGUCGUUUCAGAAAUCGCGUGGCUCUCUGUUUCCGUCCACUUCGACAAGCAAGACUGUCUCCGCGUCUGAACCCGCAUUCAAACCCCGCAAAUUGAAAAAGGCUGACGAGGGGGCUGAUAAAUACCGAAAUCGAGCUGCAGAGCGGAGAGACGGGCAAGGGAACGACUAUGCUCAGGUGGAAGCGAUUCUGACAGACCUGGAAAGGCGGCAAGGCCCAAAUAGGCCCGUAACCGACGAGCAGCGGCGCCUCCUGGGCGGGGACGGCGAGCAUUCCAUUCUAGUCAAGGGCCUCGAUAUGGCUCUCCUCGCGCAAAACAAAGCCAAGGCAGCCUCCUCCGCCGCGGUUGACGACGAGUCGCUUGAGCAAGCCUAUAACCACGUUUCGGAGCCUUCAACUGCACCUGCUACUACUGGGAAGAAGCGCACACGCGACGACAUAAUACGCGAACUAAAGGAGAAGAAGGGUGGAAAUACGGCCAGCCAGCCACAAAAUGCAUUGGAUUCGAAGUUCAAGCCUAUCGGAUUCAAACCUAUUGGGAGCACGGACGAUAAGAGGAAGAAGAAGGGCUUAGAGGGAGACAAAGACCGGAAGAAAAAGAAACGGAAAGUAGAGGCUGAAACCACGAAACCAGAGUUAUCGCAAACGACGUCAACGUUACCACCCAAAACCGACGUUCCAUCGCUACCUCCACCUGAAGAAGAUCCAGAUGAUGAUUUCGACAUAUUUUCUGGAGUAGCAGAGUAUAGAGGGCUCGACGACAACGACAUGGCCGAUGAAGACAAAACGACAACGGACGAAGUAUUGCUACCUCCUCCCGGGGCAAGAGGCUGGUUUGAUGACGGACCUCAAGAAGAAGAGACAUCCAUACCACCAGCUUCUACAAAACCACCAAUAGAACCAAUACCUCCGCCUCAUGAGCCCGAUAUCGACGAAGAGGAGCAGCCAAUGCGACUUGUUCCACUUGCGAGUUCUGCGAUGCCGUCCAUCAGGGACUUUCUCUCAAUGGGCGAAGAGUCGGGGAGCAAAAAGAAAAAGAAAGGAAAGAAGAAGAAAAAGGCAGGCAAGGGUGAUAAUGACGACGACGAAGAUUGA